AUGUAUUUUAACAUCAUCCAGGUCUUAGUGCUUGUUCUGGCCACCAUCGCCAUGGUUAGCGCCCAGUAUUAUUACGGAAGUCCUUAUGUGGGCUAUGGUGCUUCUCCCUACUAUUCGGCCGGUUAUGCUUCAGUGCCAGCCUAUACGCAUGGUGGUUAUUAUGGAAAUGUUGCUUCUUAUGGAUAUCCCGGGAGUGGUAAUCCCUAUGGAAGCGGUGGUUAUAACCCCUAUAAUCCCUAUGGAGGUGGCGGCUAUAAUCCUUACAGCAAUUAUGGAUACGGAUAUGGAGGAGGCAAUCCUGGGUUUGGUGGGUCGGCAUCCUAUGCUUACCCACAAAAUAAUUAUGGAUACUUUGGAUCAUCGAGUUAUGGGAGUAGUCCUUACGGAUUCAAUUCGGGAUAUAAUAUGAAUCCUUAUGGAUAUAACAGACCGUAUAGUUUCACUCCCUAUGGGAGCUAUGGCUCAGCUUAUAGUUCUGUUUACAAAUCAUAA
Messenger RNA from Oppiella nova, 492 nucleotides. Lineage: Eukaryota; Metazoa; Arthropoda; Arachnida; Sarcoptiformes; Oppiidae. The record is from the annotation of a GenBank genome assembly.